AUGGAUGAUUCUCGUCCAACCUUCGUUUUGCAUUCGUUUCGUUCUUUUUCGAGAAGCACCAGUGAAGCAGAAACAAUGUUCAAGGAAUUGAACGAAGCAUUGAAGAGAACAGGACCGCGAAUAAAAAGAAAGAAGAAACAGUUCAUGAAGAACGCCUACUGCGAGGACGGAGGAGUACAACUUGAAGGCUCCCAAAUCGUGGAAACUUCGUCAUACACAUAUCUCGGACGUUCUAUGAAUAUCGAAACUGACUUGAAGGAGGAACUGAAUAGAAGUAUGAGAGCAACAUGGGCAGCAUUCACACCGUCCAGGGAAGCUAUGAACCAACUGAAGGAACAAGAUCUCCGUGCCCAUCAGUUCGACUCGACACUUCUUCCAGCGCUCUAUUACGCAGCGGAGACGUGA
Necator americanus (New World hookworm) is the source of this 405-nucleotide messenger RNA. RefSeq lists its product as uncharacterized. NCBI's taxonomy places the organism in Eukaryota, Metazoa, Nematoda, Chromadorea, Rhabditida, Ancylostomatidae. The transcript has a single exon. The record is from RefSeq and is a predicted model, not a curated record. The coding region runs from base 1 to 405 and encodes 134 amino acids.